This is a messenger RNA of Terrapene triunguis (Three-toed box turtle), 2219 nucleotides long. Its product is annotated as myosin light chain kinase, smooth muscle-like. Gene Ontology annotation, biological process: protein phosphorylation; positive regulation of apoptotic process; intracellular signal transduction. Lineage: Eukaryota; Metazoa; Chordata; Testudines; Emydidae. Gene Ontology annotation, molecular function: ATP binding; protein serine/threonine kinase activity. The record is from RefSeq and is a predicted model, not a curated record. Bases 245 to 1672 code for a protein of 475 amino acids. The transcript is spliced from 10 exons. Gene Ontology annotation, cellular component: cytoplasm; nucleus.
CCAGCCGGGAAGCUCUCUGCAUCCCCACUGUCCGUCCAGCCACUCAGCCUGUCCUGGGCUGGCCCGUGGUACGACAGGGAGUGCGGUCCAGACUACCUGGUGGAAGCCCAGCGAGUCAGGACGUGGGAGUGGCGCACGCUGACCAGGACUUGCAGAGCUGUGUGGAGCCGCGAGGGGAGAACUGGUGCCAGGUCUGACCCGCCAGCGCCUACGGGCUCAGCGGCCCCAGCCAGGAGUGGGCAGGAUGUCCCAAGGAGAAGGUGGGAGAAACAAGGAGGCGCUUGAAUACCAGGACGUUACAAUAAACACCGUGGCGAAGGCUUCGGACCUGUACACCCAGCUCGAGAAACUCGGGGCUGGGAAGUUCGGGCUGGUUUACAAGCUGCAGGAGAAGGCCACUGGGAAGAUCCGGGCAGGGAAAUACUUCCGGACGCGGACACCCAAGGAGCGGGAGGCAGCCUGCAGGGAGGUGGAGCUGAUGAACCUGCUGCAUCACCCCAGGCUGGUGCAGUGCCUUGCGGCCUUCCAGAGCCGGGCGGAGCUGGUGAUGGUGAUGGAAUACGUCGCGGGCGGGGAGCUCUUUGAGAGGAUUGUGGAUGACGACUUCGAGCACACGGAGCCCACCAGCAUUCAGUACAUGAGGCAGAUCCUGGAGGGGAUCCAGUACGUCCAUCGCCAGAGCAUCGUCCACCUGGACCUCAAACCCGAGAACAUCAUCUGCGUCAGCACGAGCAGCCACUGGGUCAAAAUCAUCGACUUCGGCCUGGCACGGAGACUGGAUCCAAAGAGCCCCGUGAAGGUGAUGCACGGCACCCCGGAGUUCAUGGCCCCGGAAGUGAUCGCCUUUGAGCCGGUGGGAUUCACCACGGACAUGUGGAGCAUCGGUGUGAUCUGCUACAUCCUGCUGAGUGGGGACUCCCCCUUCCAGGGGAACAGUGACAUGGAGACGCUGCACAACAUCAUGGCUGCCCAGUGGGAGUUUGACGAGGAGACCUUCUCAGAGAUCUCCCAGGAGGCCAAGGACUUCAUCAGCCAGCUACUGCAGAAAGACAGCCGCUGCCGGCUGCCCAGCGACCAGGCCCUCGCGCACCCCUGGCUGCAGAAGACUGAGCCGAGCGAGACGAAGGUUCUGUCCAAGGAGAGGAUGAGGCGAUUCCUGGCCCGCCAGAAGUGGCAGAAAACAGGCAACGCCGUGGUGGCCCUGCGGAGAAUGUCCCGGCUGGCCCACAAGCUGGAUGAUGCGGUGACCACCCCCAGUGCCCAGGAGAAGGGAGAGCUGGGCCACAGCCAGGAAGAGGAUCAGAUCUUCACCUUCCUGCCUCAGCAGAUCGAGCAGGGGCCCAGCUUGGAGCCGCUGAAGGACCAAGUGGCAGUGGAAGGCAGCCGUACCUGCCUCCAGUGUCACAUUGAAGGUUUUCCCCACCCGGAGGUGACAUGGCUCUGGAACGAUGCCCCUAUCCAGGAACAUCCUCGGCUCCCCAUAGACGAGGAGGAGAAUGGAAGCUGCUCCCUCGCCAUUGCGAGGCUCUCGGUGGAGGACACGGGGCAGUACGUGUGCAGGGCCACCAGUGCCGUAGGGGAGGCGGAAUGCAGUGCCAGGCUGAUGGUACAGAGAGGCAGCAACACGCAGACGCCAAAUGCAGAGGAGGGCCCUGGAACUGACCAGCCGUGAGAGCCGCAGGCCAUGGGCUCUCUGCCCGGCAUUGGCGGCAUGGCCUGCAGGAGGCGCUCUGCUUCCAGUCCGGCUCUUUCCCUCAUCCGUCGUUAUUUUUAACUCCAUCGCUGGGCUCCGGGAGUGAACCUUGCUGCGCUCUGCUUCCCACUGUGCCGGGACGUGGCAGGCAGCCACAGAGUGGGCAAGAAGGGCCCAAUCCUGCAGGCCCCAAACAGGCAAAUCCCCAGUCAAUCCAUUUCCCAGUGCAGGGAGUCUGGCCUGUGAGGAUCGAGCCCGAAGUGCCUAGACCAGCCUCUCUGCUUCCACCUCCCCUCUGCCAGGCUGGGCCCUCGUGGCCCAGCCACAGGGCAGCACAGGGCGGGAGGGUGGAUUUCCCUUAACUCUGCAACCUCUCUGAGCCAGGGGCAAGGCUGGUCCCACUGCCCCACCGAACAUGGGGCAAAGUACAAAGCCAAGGAGCAGGUUGCUCCCGCCCCCCCAAUGGUGGUAACAAACUCAGCUGUAAAUCUCAUUAAAUCCCAAUAUCCUGGCUUCAGCCAGCGUA